Messenger RNA from Penicillium daleae, 1767 nucleotides. RefSeq names its product putative nonsense-mediated mRNA decay protein Upf3. Gene Ontology annotation, biological process: nuclear-transcribed mRNA catabolic process, nonsense-mediated decay; positive regulation of translation. Bases 1 to 1767 code for a protein of 588 amino acids. Gene Ontology annotation, molecular function: mRNA binding. Lineage: Eukaryota; Fungi; Ascomycota; Eurotiomycetes; Eurotiales; Aspergillaceae. The record is from RefSeq and is a predicted model, not a curated record. Gene Ontology annotation, cellular component: nucleolus; cytoplasm. The transcript is spliced from 2 exons.
AUGACUCAACCCGCCGCGGGCAAAGCCACCGCCGGCGUGCUUCAAAUACCAGUGGCAGCCACGCAAAAGUCCGCGUCGACGCUUGCAAAGAAAGCACCCAAACCUCCUGCCCCGCGCCUCAAGCUCCUCAUUCGCCGCUUACCCCCAGGGCUGACACAGGCUGAGCUCGAAGGCGCCUUGGGAGAGGAAUGGAGACUGGGCGCGGGCAAGGUCGAUUGGCUUCAGUACAAGCCUGGCAAGGUUUCAAAGGACCCCGCGAAGCCUUCUCGUCCUUCUCGAGCCUACAUUCACGUAGUAUCCAACGAGCACAUCGGCCCUCUAUCAGAUCGAGUGCGCCAAUCCUCGUUCCAAGAUGCUAGCCACACCUCCAAUGACCCAGUGCUUCUGGGUCCCCCGACGCUGGAAUUUGCGCCUUACGCCAAAACGCCUGGCAGUCGCGUGCGCAAAGAUGCCCGCCAGGGUACCAUUGACCAGGAUCCCGAGUUCAUUGUUUUCCUCGAGAGCUUGACACAACCCAUCACGAAGCCAGCUACCGUUGACUCGAUUGAACCCGAGGAGAAAAAGGCCGCGGUGGUGACUACACCGCUGGUGCAGUUUAUCAAAGACAAAAAGGCGAGCAAGGCCAAGGAGAGCGCAGCUUCCAAGUCUUCUAAGCGGUCUGAGAAGGAAUCCAAACAGGAGAAGGUUCAGGCGAAGAAGCUUCUACAACGACCAGAUAAGAAACUUGCCCCGGGUCCAUCCUCGGACGAAAAGCCCAAGGGAGAGAAGGCUGGCAAAGAAUCUGGCAAAGCAGCCAAAGCAGCCAAAGCAGCGGCGGGCGGUACAACUACGAAGGGAGGCAAGGCGAGUACAUCCAGCACUACAAAGGAGAAUACAUCUGCCGCUGCAUCUGAGCGGAAGAGGGAACGGGGGAACGUUGCGGCAGCGGCCAAGAUCCUCCAGCGGGAUCUGGGCCUAUCACAAGCUCCAUCCCGACGUCGAGGAAAAGGUGGAACGAACGAGGCGGGCUCUACUAAGAAUGAGAGCUCCCGCGAGUCGUCAGUCCCAGCAGUCGAAAGCAGCAAGAAAGACAUCCCAUCCAAGCCUGCCAAGAGUGCCGCCAGCGUUACGAAAGCCAAGGAUCGAGAUGGUGAAUCACCAUCCUCCAGAGCCUCUGGCACCGCGACCCCUCCUGCCAAUGCGACUACUACCCCGUCAACCAAACCACCCAAGGGCGCCAAAACCAAGACGACCGCUAGCCCGACCCCCACCGCAACCCAGGCCUUCCUCAAACACGCCAAUGCAUCUCAGGGUGUGACCGAGGCCCUCUUGGAGGCAGCGUUCACACCGUUCGGCACAGUGACCAAGGUGGAAAUUGAUAAGAAGAAAGGAUUUGGAUAUGUGGACUUUGCCGAGCCGGAAGGGCUACAGAAAGCCAUGGCCGCUAGCCCCGUUUCUGUGGCGCAGAGUCAGGUGGUCGUUCUGGAGCGCAAGGCUAAUCCUGGCGGCGAAAAGUCGCGCAAAGGAGGAGGAGGCGGCGGCGGUGGUGGUCGCGGUGACACAGCGCAGCAGCAGGCCAAGGGCGAGAAGGCGAAGACGAGUGCGAAUGAUGGGAACGGCGCGGCUAGCGGAGGCGGUUCUGGAGGAGGAUCAUCUCGGGGGUCUCGAGGAGGACGUGGAUCGAGGAAUAAGGGCGGCAAAGGAGGUGAUGGAUCGAAGGAAGGCACGGGCAGUGGUACGGCUGCUGCUGCAUCGGGCGAGAAGAGCGGAGGUUCGGAUGCGAAGUGA